AACUCAAACGGGACUCAUCAUCUCUCAAAAUCCUUUAAAUUUUCAAGAUAAACAAAUAAACGAGAGAGGAAAAAAUGGCUACUAAAAUGGUCGGGGCUGCUAUGAAUCCAGUGAAGACAGAAGCGUCUAGUUUGGUUGGGAAGCUUGAGAUAGAUGUUGACAUCAGAGCUUCGGCUGGGCAGUUCCAUCACAUGUUUGCCGGGAGACCACACCAUGUCUCCAAAGCAUCUCCAGGCAAAAUUCAGCGUUGUGAGCUGCACGAAGGCGACUGGGGCAAAGUCGGCUCUAUUGUCUUCUGGAAUUAUGUUCAUGAUGGGGAGGCAAAAGUGGCGAAAGAGAGGAUCGAGGCAGUGGAGCCGGAGAAAAACCUGAUCACUUUUAGGGUGAUAGAUGGAGAUUUAUUAAAGGAGUAUAAGAGCUUUGUGAUCACUAUCCAAGUGACCCCUAAGCAAGGUGGACGUGGUAGUGUGGUGCACUGGCAUGUCGAGUAUGAGAAAAUUGACGACAAAGUGGCUCACCCUGAGACCUUCCUUGAAUUUUGUGUCCAUGUCUCCAAAGAGAUCGAUGAACAUCUCCUGAACGAGGAAUAGAUAUAGUACUCUUUAAGAUUCUGAUGUCCAUCCUAGCUAUGUGCAUACAUAUAAAUAUGUCUGCUAUGAAGCAUGCAUGUUUUAGUCUAUGAUGCAAUAAAUAAGGAGCCUUGAUAAUAUGUGUGAUAUAUGAAAGUAGUAUAUAUACUAUAAAAUGUGUGUAUGUAUGUUUAAUAUUAUUUUCAAAAUAAAAGCUUGUGAUCAGUGAUAUAUGUUUGUGGAUAAAAUCAUGAUUCGUCCC
Molecule: messenger RNA, 831 nt
Organism: Camelina sativa (false flax)
Lineage: Eukaryota; Viridiplantae; Streptophyta; Magnoliopsida; Brassicales; Brassicaceae
Product: MLP-like protein 31
Biological process (GO): defense response
Source: RefSeq, a predicted model, not a curated record